CACAGUCAAGAAUACGAGCCAUUCGCCCACCAUCGUUGAGCCUGAAGGCUUUGUUAUUCUUGGUCUCAGGCUACCCUUUCACCAUGUCCAGGGCGACCAUCAGUCCGCCUCAUCUUCACUCACUGUACAACCUUCAGUACAGACACCGUCCGCGAUUAGUCACAACACCUUUUCCCUCUUGGGAACUGAGCGGAUUCGAUCGAACUGCGACAUAACAAGCAUACCACAGCCCUCCAUGAAGCCCAGCGACUGCUUAUGACAGCUCCUACCACCCCAUUAUGGGCUACGACCAUGCUGAGCAAAGAGAGGUGCACCCUCCGGAUACCGGCUCCAGCUCCAGCUCUGGUGCGACGGCGAGCGCAAGUGACAAUGGUGCGAUAAAAGAGUGGGAGGAACCAAGAGAAAGCAAUCAGUCGAUAAAUACAGAUACUGAUCCGGAGGCCAAGCCAGAGCAUAGGCACCACCACAAGAGACGGCACGAUGGGCCCAUACUCAGGUUACGUGGAACCGAAGAUGACCUGCCCACGGAUUGGUGGUUUGCUUCUACUGCCAUCCCGCUGCUCGCUGCGACAUUUGCGCCCAUGGCAAAUAUGAUUUCAAUAGAAGCUCUGGUUGUACCCUGGAGGAACAAUGUCGUCCUGCCAGAAGUUCCCGUAUACUAUCAAGCCACCUCUAUCGGCUACCCGGACCCAGACUGGUGCAUCAAGCUCAAUAUCGUCUCGCUCGUCUGCGGAUUUGUUGGCAAUCUGUUUCUGCUCUUCAAUUUCACGAAGCGAGUACGUUAUAUCGUUGCUCUUCCAGCGACCAUUGUCCUCUUCUAUCUUGCCUCGGGCAUCUUAAUUGGCAUAACCGUCUCCAUGCACGUCCAUGCUCCACCAGGCCAGAACCAAGUCUAUUCUCAAGGAUUCUGGAAUGCCGUUAUUGCAGCAUGUCUCUACAUGUUCAACUCGAUGAUCCUCAUGGUCAAUAUGGCCGGUUACUUCCUUGGUCAUUAUCCUCAACAUUUCACCCUGACCGACGAACAGCGCAACCUGAUUCUGCAAGCCAUGAUGUUCUUUAUCUGGCUCGCAGGUGGAGGAGGUGUCUUCGCACGGAUUGAAGGCUGGACCUACCCGGACGCCGUCUACUUCUGCGACGUCACAAUCUUGACCGUUGGUUUUGGAGACUUCUACCCAACAACUGACCUCUCACGAGGUCUCGUCUUCCCAUUCUCGGUCGGUGGCAUUAUCAUCUUAGGUCUCAUGGUCAGCUCCAUUCACAAAUUUGCUGGGGAGCUCAGCACUCUCAACGUGCUCCGAAAACAUGUGGAAAAUAGGCGCAUCAACACUCUGUCCAGGGUCGUCACUGUUGAAGCCGGUGAAGAGGCGCAGGAGGAAACUCGACGAGAAGACCUAGAGAAAGAGAUCCAGAUUGAACGGCUUCAAGGUCGAAAGAUCCCAAUCUCUGCUCCCUUGCCCAAUCCCCAGAUUGAGCGUGAUCUGGAUGUGGCUGCUCAUGUCGGCCUACAGGAGGACUCAACAAGUCAAGAUAGCACUCAGGACCGACAGACUGGUCAUCAGAUCGGGUUUGAGGGUCCAACGGCCACGGAACAGAUUCAAAAAGCAGAAGAGAGCGAACCUCAUCCCCGGCAGUUCUUGAAUCAAAACUUCCGGCCCAUCCAUGCCACUCUGAGAAUGCUAGCAAAGCCGGUCCAAGGUUUGGUAAGGUCGAGAACCAGAAGUUCAAAAGUACUUCUUAUGAGGGAGGAGAAAGACCGAUUCGACGCUAUGCGAGAAAUUCAGGAAGAUGCCAAGAAGUUCAAGAAGUGGUUUGCCCUCUUCGUAUCGGGUCUCGCCUUCGGUGCCCUUUGGUGCUUGGGCGCCAUCGUGUUCUGGCAGGCAGAGAAGAACACCCAAGGUCUGUCCUACUUCGAGGCGCUCUAUUUCUGCUACGUGAGCUUGUUAACCAUCGGAUACGGCGACUUGAGCCCCAAGAGUAACGCCGGCAAACCAUUCUUUGUGGUGUGGUCCCUGAUCGCUGUCCCAACCAUGACAAUUCUAGUCUCGGACAUGGGCGACACUGUCAUUUCGAGUUUCAAGCGGGGCACUUUCGUUCUGGGUGACAUGACCGUCCUGCCUAAGAAGGGCCUCUGGCACGAUCUGCUCAAAGCCAAUCGCUGGCUAUACAACUGGGCGAACAGAAGAAUGGAGAAGCGUAGGCGUAAAAGGGGACUUCCCGUGGGUCCUCCGGCUAACGACUUGGCGUCGCCCUUGAGCAUCGAGGAGCUUGCCAGAGAAGAACCGACUGAAGCAGAAUUGACGCAGCGUCUGGCCUGGGCGAUUCGUAAAACAGCCGAUGAUCUGCAGCACGCGCCGCGCAAGCGCUACAGCUACGAAGAAUGGGCGGAGUUCACCCGCCUGAUCCGAUUUACAAAGUAUGGCCUGAAGCAACUCGAGUACGACGAGGAGACCGACGGUGUGGUUGAUUGGGAUUGGCUCGAGGAGAGCAGUCCCAUGCUGAGCGGCCAGACUGAGUCCGAGUGGAUUCUGGACCGGCUGUGUGAGAGUCUGUUGCGGCUGUUGAAGAAAAAUAUGCAGGGGACAGACACGGCGCUCGGGUCGUCUACCACGAAUCUUUCGACGUACCCACUGUCACGCCAGGUCACCAGCGAGGACACGGCAACCACUGCGAACGACAAGCUGGACAAGGGCAAAUCCGCCGAGCCUGCAUCCCCAACGGAAAGGCAGGGACUCCGGCGCCGAGCUUCGGGUGCUGAUGCAGUCCUUACUUUUUUCACCGGCGAACGCAAGGGUGAACGUGCGUACGAGAUAGACGUGCCGCACUGGAGUCAACGAGCGAAGAACAGGGCGAUAGAACGGCGUAGAAGCGACAGCGGAGCGCAUAAGAAGCGCCGAGGCCCGUUCAGCAGGCUUGAAGCCAGGGUGACCGGGACAGUUGGUGGCGGGCGCGGCGGCGCGGGCAUGCGCACGCUGAAGAUGAGGCAUAUGACCGGCAACACGAAGCCAGAAGACUGAUUUUGGGAUGUUUUGGAUGCACUUGUAGCAUCUUGUUGGUGUUCUUGGAAUUUCUGGAUGUACCUACUUGUACUUGGUGAUUAAAUGUAUAUGACGAGCCGGGAACGCUUGUGAUGGAACGGAGAACAGGACAGGACAGGACGGGACAGAACAGAAUAGGUAUGGGAAGAGGGAUAGAUGUCCACCUUAUGGUGACCUGCAAUACGGGCAUGGCUACUCGUAUCAAGGAGUGACCCAAGGCUCGAUGUUAUACCCCAUGAUGCUUGCAAAUGUCGUACUAGACUGAAUAGACAAUGAAGGAC
This is a messenger RNA of Exophiala xenobiotica, 3316 nucleotides long. RefSeq lists its product as uncharacterized. The transcript has a single exon. Lineage: Eukaryota; Fungi; Ascomycota; Eurotiomycetes; Chaetothyriales; Herpotrichiellaceae. Gene Ontology annotation, cellular component: membrane. The coding region runs from base 279 to 3014 and encodes 911 amino acids. Gene Ontology annotation, molecular function: potassium ion leak channel activity. Gene Ontology annotation, biological process: stabilization of membrane potential; potassium ion transmembrane transport. The record is from RefSeq and is a predicted model, not a curated record.